Parnassius mnemosyne (clouded apollo) is the source of this 7838-nucleotide messenger RNA. NCBI's taxonomy places the organism in Eukaryota, Metazoa, Arthropoda, Insecta, Lepidoptera, Papilionidae. The record is from the annotation of a GenBank genome assembly.
AGUCCGGAGGUGUCCGCGGGCGGGGCGGCGCGUGCGGUGCGCGCCUCGCAUUUGCAUUGUUUUGGCUCUACAUCUACAUGCCAUUGUUUAAUUCCAUCCGACGACAAUCGAUACGACAUUGAUGCAAAACUGCAUGGCCUACAGCAUUGCACUGUCUUGUAUUUUAAUUGCAUAAUAUAUUAUGACAAUAAUGUGUUUUAUCUGCUCGUAUGUAUGCUAGUGAGUACACGAGAAGGUGAUUUAUUGACAAGUGAAACUUUUGAGCGUUCAUUCAUCUCUUGUGUGUCCCGUCUAUGUUUUAUCACCAAACUGCAAACGUGCAAGUGAUCUUCGUUGUAAAGGAAAGCAUGCAAAUCAAUAAUCGAGUGGAUGCCCAGCUGCUAGUAACCGAGAGCUUUUACUGUGAAGUUUAUUACACGGUUGCAUAUUGAUUGGUUCUCUGCUGGUAUCACUGGUAAUACGAAAUAACGAAUGGAAUAGCGCCCAUUGGUAUUUAGAAGACCGAGGAGCAAUAUUAGCCUGUCGGAGACGUUGGAGUUAAUCGUUUUCUUGUGUGAGAGCCAAUGCUCGUGAUGCUGCAAUCAGACGAGAGCGUCAGAUAGCCGCCGUGUGGCAACACAGCAUGGGUGCAAACAUGGGCAAAAAUUCGAGCCUGCUCGACGCGCUGCCCUCCACGCAGGGCACGCUGCACGUCGUCAUGCUUGGUCUCGAUUCCGCGGGCAAAACCACAGCGCUUUACCGUCUGAAAUUUGACCAGUACCUCAACACAGUCCCAACGAUUGGUUUCAAUUGUGAAAAAGUAAAAGGGACAAUAGGAAAAUCAAAAGGUGUCAAUUUUCUAGUGUGGGACGUCGGUGGCCAGGAAAAACUCAGGCCGCUAUGGAAAUCGUAUACACGAUGCACGGACGGCAUUAUUUUUGUACUAGACUCUGUCGACGUAGAGAGAAUGGAAGAAGCUAAAAUGGAACUUAUCAGAACGGCGAAAUCACCAGAUAAUGCUGGUGUACCUAUACUCGUAUUAGCGAAUAAGCAAGACUUACCAGGAGCAAAAGAACCGCGAGAGCUGGAAAAACUGUUGGGACUGCAUGAACUUGUUUCGUCGCCGCAUGGAUCGCGUGACGCGCAUGCCUGGCAUGUACAGCCCGCUUGUGCAAUUACAGGAGAGGGGCUCCAUGAGGGUCUCGAAGCCCUUUAUGAAAUGAUACUCAAAAGAAGAAAAUUAGCCAAGUUGCAGAAGAAACGAGUCAGAUAAACUAUACAUAUAGAAUAAUGUGAAACUAUAAUGGUUAAAAGUUUAUCAAAGUUUUGUACUUUUAUGGAUGUUAAAUAUCAGUCAAUACGAUGUAAAAAAACACCAAAUAUUGUUUUUACUGUAGAUGUACAUAAAAGUCUUAUGAAAAUAUUCCAUCAUAAUGUUGCUCAAGUUAUAUUGAUCACUUUGAAACAACAUAAUGUUUUGAUAAAAUUGAAAUGAACAACUAGUCAUUUUCUUUUGAAAAUUGCUAGAUAGAAGAGGAAAACAACUGAAUAACUUUAGUUCAAAUUUACAAAAUCAUUUUACUUUACUAAUGAAUUUGAAAGAAAUGAAUUUAUUUUAAAUUCAUUAGUAAACCCACAUGAUUUAGCAUUGAAACUCGUAAAAGUUUAGUACUAGGUACAUGAUGUGGCUCACACUUGUGGGACCACCAUUUAGCUUAACGAGAUGUAUGUAUUUAAUCUUUGUAUAACUUUAUGUGUUUCGCUUGUUUUGUUAAAAGAAAUAGUCGUGUAGAACAUAUAGCACCUUCAUCGAUUUUGUGAUUCAAUGGCUUGGUAUAAUUGUUUUUCUAUCAUUGCUCAGCUCCAAACUUUUAGCAUAAUGAAGUUCUUGUAUAUUCGUUAAGUUUUUAAUAUUCUUUUUUAUUGCAUUCUAAAAUUAACGCAAUAUACAUACUAAUGCAAAUAAAUUUGAUGAAAAUUAUAUUACAAUAGUAUUGCAGUAUAUACUAUGAUAAUUAAUGAUCACAUUUUUUGGUUUAUUUUUAAAAAAAAUUUAUUAUCAAUAUUUUAACUAGAUUUUGUAAUAUCAGCAAAAUUCAAAUUAUUACAAAAUAAAUUCUUCAUUUAUUACAAAAUAAAGAGUCAGAUAUAAAGAUAAUUGAUACUGAAAUGCAUAUAAGGGAUAAUCAAUGAUUGGAUAUUAGCAAGGCCAAGGCAAGGUUUUUAUUAAAAAACGAUAUUAUUAAUAAACGAUAUUAAAAAUCAAAAAUACUCCGACGGCAAUCGGAAUUAGCGUUAAGAAAGCGCCAUAUUAUCGCAUGUAUCUUUUUGUUCUUACAAUAAAAUAUAAUAUAAUACACCACAGACAAAAUCCGUUACAGACACUUCAAAUAAACGUUCAAACGUACAAACACACCCGAAAUGCAUUAACCUCAUUUUGAUUCAGUCAGGAAAAUACUUAAUUUUUCGACUUUCUGCUAUCGUGCUUAUUCCUUCACAAUCAUGUCAUGUAUCAAGUCAGAUAGAACUUAAUAACAUUUUAACAUGCUAAAAAAGAGAAAUCGCAUCAAAGCUUUAAUUUGUCUGGACUAAUUGAAAGUUAUUAUACCUAAAUUGCAAAUAUUUUUCCUAUUUAUUGAGAAUGUUAAAAUAGGUAUUUAUUUAUUUACUCAUAGAGAUUUAGAAAUAGGUAUUAAGAUCUUUGUAAUAAAAUGCUUUUACCAGAGUUUGUGUUACUCACAAUGUAAAUAUGUAAAUUCCAAGUAGUUAUUUGUCAAUACCAAGAAACCAAACAUUUAUAUUAUUAGUAGGUUAUGUACAUUUUGUUAGUUAAUAUUGUUUUAUUGAGAGCACACAAAAUCAAAUUAUUGUGUUUUUGAUAUCUUCAUUGAUGAUUUUAAACAGAUUCCCUGUAAUAAAUUCUGUUUUCAAUAAUCUGGUAUUUUUAUUUAAAAAAACCUUUAAUUGAUUUGACAUUUCAAAUAUUAAGGUCCUGUAGGUAAUUUGCAGGAUCCUCGUUUUCAUUCCACUCAGUGAACAUCACCAAAUAUUCUUUUUGGGCCUCUGUAAGUGUUAUUCUCUUAUUUAUCGAAAUUUUUGGUUUUACGUAUUUUUUUGCACAUUUUUUCCCCUGUUUGCUUUUAUCAAACGACAGAACAGGAUCGCAAGCGUUGACCGAGAAUCCAUGUGCCCGAAGUAAUUCCCGCUCUAAUCUAUAAAAAAGUCUCAGUUCCCUGGAAGCCACUACAGCCCUUCUGGCUUUAUUACGUUCUGUUUCCAAGCUUAUGUUUAUAGCACAACGGACUCUAUCGUUGUGUAGUAAAUCUAAUUGUUUCGAAUAAUCCAUGUAAAAUGUUUCUAAAGCUUUCGCAAGAGUUUUCAUAUCUUUAUUAAUAGGUUUUUCGUUAAAUACCUUCUCAUAGCAAAAUUCGAGAUGUAGGACAAGUCUUAAAACAUCUAAUGCUCCUACACUUUUAUAAUAAAACCCAUUCAAUACCUUGAAAAAUUUUUCUUUCAAUAAUAUGGAUCUCUCUUCACUAAAUAUUAAAAGAUUUUUAAAGUAUUUAAUUGUACUAACAACAGCAGCACUUUCUUGAGCUAUGGCUUCCUUUAAAGAUAUUAUAUUUUCAUUUAACAUCUUUGUGUAGGGCGAAAAAUGUGAAACAUGUGCAAAGUGAUGCAACUGUUGUUGUUCAAUCAUUUCGAAAACCUCCAUUAAGUGUUUUGGUUUAGUAAAGAAUAAAACUGGCUUAACAAAUUCACCAUAACACUCCUUACGCAAUUUUUCGUAUAAAACUGUAAAAGUAUCUUCUUCGCUAGAUCUUCCUAAAUCGAAACCUCUGGCCUCUAUUUCUACAGACCUGGCAAAAUCUCUAUGCUUCGCGCGCCAUGAUGGUGGUGAUAAGUAAUACAAAAACCUUCCAUACUUUUGUUGCAAGCUAUAUUUAUAAUCUAAACCUAGAAGCUUAGACGAAAUCAUAAACUUCUGGGCAGCCAUAUUUUCUAAUUCUGCUUUCUUUUUAUCAACUUUGGAUACUAGCUUAUCUCCUCGUUCCAAUAAUGCCAUUGAUUCCCGAUAGUCCUCAGAUAUAAAUUUAUCAAAAUAAUUGGCUUGUUCUGUUAACUUUUGUAAACUUAAAUUAUAUACAUCCAACUCUUUCUUCUGAUUAACAUCAAUAUUUGAAAUGCAAUCUUCUUUGUAUCCUGUUUUUUGCCUUAAUUUUAAUUGACUAUUUGGGUAUAUUUUUAAAGAUUUAUAUUGAGCACUUUGAUGUUCCAACCUACGACCCUUAACAUAUUCAUAGAAAUCUUUAUCAACGUCCAAUAUAGUACGAACUUCAUUUUUGGGAUUGUUCAUAUGCAAGCGUUUUCGCAGGUCUGUACUAAUAAUUUUAUAUUUAUCAAGAACACAUAUUGCUAGCCGCUUUUUGUAUCUGUACCGAUCCUCCUUCUUUAAAUAAAAUUUAUACGAUAGUAAAGCACAAUCAUUUUUAAGUUGAAAUAUCGAUAAAGGUUUACCUUCAGGUAAAUCAUAAACUUUUAAAGUUGUCUCCGAAGGCUUAUCUACGAUCCUUUGUUGCUUUCUUUUCCUAAUUCCAUCCAUUAUACGUUUUGUAGUUAUACGACUUUCCAGUUCCGAAUGCUUUCUGUGCCGAGAUACACGAAUAAUUAUAGAAUGUACAGAAUCCAUACUAACAAAAUAAAAUAAAUAUGUAAUAAAUAUGUUACUUUGAAAUCUAAAUAACAAACCAACUAGAUUUUGAAUGUGAUCUAUAACGUUUAUUUUAUUUACGAAUACAAUACUCGUCAUAAUUACAAGACUUACAACACAUUUUUUGUAGAAUAAAAAAAACACAUUUUUUACCUUGUGGGUUUUAUGUGCUAAUAAUAUUUAUUAAGAUAGUUAUGGGUUUGCAUGCUUUCACACCCCGUUUCUAUUCAAUAAUUUUCUGUUGCAUAUUGACCAGAUUAUAUCAAUCGAAGUUUAUCCCAUAACGUUUCAUAAUACAGUUGUCUCCAAGAAAGAGGAGCUAUAAAAUAUUUAAAAAAACUUCUAUUGAUCUAUUUAUAGUUAUCAAUUUAAAAACAUGAUUAAGAAACUUAAUAUAAUUAAUGUACGAAAACAAAAUUAUAUUGACAGUAAUAAUUAUUUGGCCUUACGAGGCACGUUUUCGAAAACGGGUUUAACAUGAUGAUAAUAUUCUUUAAGAUAUGGGGUUGGAUCCAUUCCUUCACACCAUUCUGUAAACAGUAUUAAACCAUCUUUUUCAUCUGGGGUUAAUUUAUAUUUUCCUGGUUCAUCGACUUCAUUUCUUUGUAUUUUUGAUUUGUCUCUUUUAACAUUUGCCUUUUUAUCUUUUUUACUAGUAAUUUUCACAAACAACGGCUUGGAAAAUUUUGCAGGAGGUAAAAAAGCUUUAUUCAUUGCAUUUGUCAUCUCCCAAAAUGCUUUAAGUUCUCGUUGCGCUUUAUAUGCGUUCGACAUUGUUUUCAAAUCUUGAGAAAAAAAAUCAUUUCUUGCUUGAUUAACAGUUUUAAAAUCUAAUGAAUCAAGUCGUAAGUUAUAGUCUUCAUACAUAACUUCUAAUAUUUUCAUCGGAUCUUGUAAACUUUGAUGUCCUUCUUCAUAUUUCCCAAAUACCUGCUCGUAAACAUACUCAAUACAAAUUUUUAGUUUUAGAGUAUCAGGACUGGCAACACUUUCAUAAAACGUAUCGUUUAAUAUGCGAAAAAACUUUUCUUGUAAAUGGCUUUCAUUGUAAUUUUCUCGAGCGAUUUCGUAGUUAACAGUAUCAAUAUAGAACUGAAAAUAAUCAAGUUCGUGUUUCGUUGCUCGUUUCAAUUGCUUAAUGCGUUCUUUUAAUAACCGAAACGGUGCAUUUGUUUUUGAAAGUUGUAUCAAAUAUUCUCUACUUUGUAAUUCCAUUGUACGGAAUAAAUACAUUAUUUGUUCGGGUUCUUUAAAAUACAUAUGCGCUGGUAAAGGAUUUGCAAAUUCUAUACUUGCCAUUUCAACUAUUUUGUCAAUAUCUAGAGUGUCUAUUAAAUCAUUUUCUGUUGCAAAUUGACCAGAUUCGAAUUGUAUCGAUUGAAUUUUAUCCCUUAAUGUUUCAUCAUGCUGCUGUCUCCAAGAAAGAGGAGCAAUAAACAUCAAAAAUCUUCUGUAAAUCUUUAAAGUAUUCCUAAUGGCAUCCAAUUUAAAUAGAACAUUAUUAAGUAUAGUCAAUGUAGAAACAUAACUAAGAAAUUGUAAUUGUUUAGAGACCAAUUCUGUGUAAAUUUUUUCAGCCUUUGUAACCUUCUGACAUGCUUUUUUAUAGUCUUCUGUCAGAAAUUUUUGGAAAUUCUGUAUAUGAUACUUUAGAUUUUUCACUAUAACGUUAUGUUCAUUUGACUCUUCUAUCGCAUUUUGAUCAAUAUUUAAAAUUAAAUCACGUCGAUAACCUAUCUGUUGGCGAUCCAUUGCGUAACAACGUAUGUUAUUCAAAUAUACCUUAAUAUCAUCAAAACUACGCAAAGGUCGACCUUCAAUAACACUAUAAAACUCUGGAUGAAUUUCGACGACUGCUCUUACAUCAUCAAGUACGUUUUUAAUAAAAAGUCUCUCAGAUAUGUCCCUUGUUGCUGCAGUUUUUAAAUUAUCUUUGAUGUGUAAUGGUUGAGAUAAUCUGGUAUUUGUAUGAUUUUUCUCGAGUUGAUCACUGUAUUUAAUGUACGAAAGGAGUUUUUCAGACCUUGGUAUUUUGAAGGGUUUGCAAAUUUUCUCUUUCGUUUGAUUCUUCCGCGUGGCAUGCUGUCGAUUAGUAAAAUAAUACUGUGUAUUUGGUAAAUACCGUCGUCUAAAAAUUAUAUCUAAAGUUUUUAAGGGAACCAUUGGUUUUUUUUCUUUGUGUAAACACGACAUUUUUUAUAAUACCGUAUUUUUUAUUAUAGAAUACUCCAGUUUCUAAAUAAUUUUUACUCUCUGUCAAUGUCAGUGUCAGGACAUAAAGAUUCUUUUAUUUCUUUGUAGUAUAAUAAACCCAUAGGAAAUCAAAUAGGCUGUUAUAACUAGAUUCCCUUUCAUAUUAAUAAAAUAUAAUAUAAAAUAUUUCAAUUACAGAAACAAACUAUAGAACAAUUUCUUUGAUAUUGCUUUUGAUUUUGCUUUACAUCUAGAAGGGAUAACUUAAGUAUUUAACCUAAACAAAACUUGUUAAAACGGAUUAAGUAUAUCUAUAUUUUAAUAUGUCUUUAAUUUAGCCGGCAGUUUAUAAUUGUUUCCAUUAUUUUGGAGAACAAGGAGGUGAUAGCGAUAGGCCCGUAGUUGAAAGGAUCUGAGCGGUCGCCUUUUUUAGGAUCGGAUCAAUGAUCUCUAUAUAUACAAGUACGCUGUACUGGCUAUAACCUAGAAAAUGUUUCUGGUGACUUGAAGUGCCGCCAUUGUUCAAACCGAGAAUUAAAUUGACAUAAUAUGCCAUCGUCUGUUGAGUUAUUUAAAUUGUAUCUCUGCAUUUUAAACUUUUGAAUGAAAAAAUGAAAGUAGUUUGUGUAGUCUGAAUAUGUUUUAUUUUAGUUCAUCAUUCAUCAUUACAGCCCUUUACAAGUCCACUGCUGAACCCAAGGGAUGCACAAAGCACGGUCCCGAGCCACCUGCAUCCAUUGACUUCCUGCAUGUCUUACCAGGUCGUCACUCCAUCUAGCGGGGGGACGUCCUACACUGUCGUGAAGCGACAAUUAAAUACAAAAGAAUCUAACCUAACAGCAACAAAACAACAAAAAUAGAACAAAAACAAAUAAUAUAUUUAAAAUUUAAAAGAUAUUUACAAUUUUAUAUAACAAAAUGGAGUAUGAAGAUGAGGAUGGAUGUCGUGAUUUAC